CUUAGACUGUUGUUUUCGCGCAUUAUCUUUCACGCAAACUUUGGAUUUGGUUGUUUUGCCCUACCUCUCCAGGAAGAUGUCGCUUUCUCCAGCAAGUGUGGUGGACGUGUCAGGGUCGGUUGUGACCCUGGCUGUGAUAUCCGACACUCACGGAAAAACCGGACGACUGUGGUUCCAGGAGACAGCUGACGGCACGAGGAUAAAGCCUGUUGUGCGGUACGAUCACAAAGGGAAGCCUUUGCCUAGAAAGCUGGUCGACGAAGAUUCGAGUGGCAAAAUGUCUGAAAAGGUCGUGGACGUGGACGGUGGUCCCGAGGGAAAGUUCGAGACGCCAGAGGGCGAAAGUGGUGCCUCAAAAUCCAGAAAGGUCGUUAUCCCCUACGCAGACAUUUUCGUCCAUUGUGGCGAUUUUUCUAUGCGUGGCGCAGAGUCCGAAAUAGCGGAGUUCAUACAAUUCCUACGCCAACUUCCACACGCACACAAAAUCGUGACACCCGGAAACCAUGAUGCGAUCUUGGAUACAGAAUUCUUUAGUUCGUUCUGCGAACAGAAGAAAUGCUCAGACUCGACGACCUCAGAUAGAGGUAGAGAAAGUCUCAACUUGUCCUCGAGAACGAAAGAUUCAAACCAGAGUGUUGCGAAAGUGGCGAAAGGUUUGACACGGGAAGCCGCGAAGAAAUUGUCAUUGUUAUGAUUGUGGACCAAACACAGCUUAUAAGAUUUACUUUGUCAUGCCCAGAAAUAGGCUUAUCUCGAUACUGCCUAGAGAGUGACGAUGUACGGAGAAUGAAAAUAUACUGAUUACUACAGAUCACACCUUCAAAAAUGCAGAGGAAGAAGAAAAGAGGACUGACAAGGAGGAGGAAAAAAGAAAAGCCUGCUGAUUAAUUUCUUCUUUACCCCACGAAUGGGCACACUGCUACUACUACUUGGUGUUCUCCUUCUCAAACCAGUAGAAGAAUUUUGCUGAGGUGGAUGUGAGUUGUGCCCAUUUAUAUUAUUGAAUAAAUCGUUCUGUUUUUAGGAUUAAGAUUCUUCUCUUAGACCGCGCAUUCUUUUCACUUUCUAAUCUCACGUUUGAAGAAAGAGCUGCGCAGCGUCUGUACCUAUUUGGACGAAGAGAUGCUGGAGUUGGAUGUAAAGGGCAUCGAUUCUGACGCCAACUAUCGUCUUAGAGUUUUCGGGUCUCCCAUACAGCCUCACCCGUGGACCCGAAAAACGCUUGGAGAAGAGGUUGGAGGAUCAUGUGGAAAUGUUGUCGAAGCUGAAACUACUACACCGAAGAAUGGAAUUGAGUGGGCCUUUGGUCGUAACCGUGGAUCGGAGAUUGCUGAAAAUUGGGCACGGAUUCCCCGUGAGACCGAUAUCUUAAUCACGCACGGCCCGCCGUUUGGGCGUCACGACAGGGUAGAGCUGUUGGGUGAGACGAAAGAGCAUGCACUUUUUCACUCAGGCUGUGCCGACUUGUUAACCGAGGUGGAAAAUCGUGUAAGGCCUUUGGUGCACCUUUUCGGACACGUGCAUGAGGAUCCAGGGUGGUCGUAUAAUGCAAACGGCAGUACUUUGUUUUUGAACGCUGCCGUUCUGGACAGAAGCUAUAAUUUGAGGACCACGGUAAUUGAAGAGCAACAGGAAGACUUGGAGAGAAGGAAACGGCCUUGGGUUGAGACACGGCUCAUUCAGGCUGGCCAGGAGACGCGUAAUGAAGACAGCAGCAGCACGUCUAGCACAGCAGACUUGGUCUUCACGCCCUUGCUGAGCAUUCCAAUAGAAUGUUUACAGAAACACUGAAGAUGUGAUAUUAAAGUUAUCGUGUAAUUAAUGAAUUGCAGUUCUGGGUCCGGUUCGAAUUUUGCGUUUUCUUGUACUACUAUACCGAUGAUUUCUCUGACUAGUUUUCUUCAGAGAAGGUUUUUUAAAGGAC
Messenger RNA from Amoebophrya sp. A25, 1924 nucleotides. NCBI's taxonomy places the organism in Eukaryota, Dinophyceae, Syndiniales, Amoebophryaceae. The record is from the annotation of a GenBank genome assembly.